Glycine soja is the source of this 3042-nucleotide messenger RNA. RefSeq names its product DDT domain-containing protein DDR4-like. The transcript has 12 exons. Gene Ontology annotation, cellular component: RSF complex. Gene Ontology annotation, biological process: regulation of DNA-templated transcription. The record is from RefSeq and is a predicted model, not a curated record. The coding region runs from base 357 to 2570 and encodes 737 amino acids. NCBI's taxonomy places the organism in Eukaryota, Viridiplantae, Streptophyta, Magnoliopsida, Fabales, Fabaceae.
UGUGUUUCUGACCCUCUCCAAAAUCCAUCUCUCUCUGGUUCCUUCCUUGAGUAUCCUAUAUUUGCAGAACAACAACAUAGGCACAUAGACUUUGUAUUUGAGGGUUUGUGUCCCUAACUUCGGUACCUUAAAAAAAAAAAACACUGCUCAAAAUUUUUUUCUUCCAACAUUUAUUGUUUCUCUCUCUAGAAAAAAGAAAGAAGUGUUUCUCUCUCCUCCUUUCUCUCUCUACAACCCUUGAUCUUCUUCCUUCUUCACUUUGAUUUUCCGCCUUCAAUGCGAACCCAACCAUGGUCCUCUACACGUAAUCCCACCGUACUUAACCUAAAACCCUUUUGAUCUCUCUGUUUCACACCAUGUCCCAAGGAUCUCCCCCACAAGACACCACCGAACCCUCGCCGGAACCCGAUUCGUAUAAGGAGGAAACAACCGCCACAACCACCAACAGCACCGCCGCCGAUGCUGCUCCUCCCGCCCCCACCCGGAGCCCCCCCACCCGGAGCCGCCCCUCCCGAGCCUGCACCAUGCGCACGGCUGCACGCCUCUACGCGGCGUCGCAGCCGGCGAGGCCAAAGGCCGCGAGGAGGGAGCCUCGCCGCGAGGAGUCGCCGUCGCCGCCGUCUCCGAAGCUGCAGCAAUGCAGCAAGAUCGUGACGCCGCUGGUGGAACCGCCCCCGCCGGUGCAGUUGCCGCGCUACAACCUCCGGUCCAUGUGGGAAUUGGCUUCAAUACUCAAUUUUUUGAAUCUGUUUAGGCCACUUUUGAAUAUUUCAGUAGAAUUUUCGGCUGAAGAGUUUGAGACGGCUUUGCUCACCCCGAAUGACACAUUGGGUGAUAUACAUAUGCCUUUGCUAAAGGCAAUUCCUCCCAUUACGCGAAUGGCACUUUCACGUGAUACUUGGAUAACUGUGUUAUGCAGAAAAUUGAGAGAUUGGUGGCACUGGGUUGCCAAUGGGGAUCUACCUAUUGUUGCUUCACAUGGAGCGGAGGUUGAAGUAUAUAAAUCACUUGAUCCAGGGGUUCGUGUGAUCAUCCUAAAAGCAUUAUGUGACAUUCGUGUUGAGCAAGAAGAUAUCAGAGGUUACAUUGACAGAUCAAUCAAACAUGGCAUUCCACUUUCAACAUUCCGUAAGGAGCGUAUUGGUGGUGAUUCACACGGAAUUUCUUAUUGGUAUGAAGACGACCAAAUUAUUGGUCAUAGGUUGUAUCGGGAAAUAAGGAAAACUGAGGUGGUUCAAAUGAAGAAAGGGAAACCAAGAGGUUCCCAGGUUUUUUCUAAUACAACCUACCAGUGGGAAACAGUUGCUACCAAUUUUGAUGAAUUUCAGGAUGUUUCUGAGAAGCUUUUCACAAGUAAAAACAGAACGGAGGCAUCUGUAGGGAAGAAGGUGAAGAUAGACAUGCUCCCUGAAAUCGAGAAAGUUCACAGGAGAAAGGAGAAGUUGCUGAAAAAACAACACAGACAAGCUCUUCUUCUUGAUAAUUUCUUGGGUGUUGAUGGGCUUGCCCCUGGGCGUUCACUUCGUGAUAGAAAACCUGUUACCUACACUUUUGAUGAUUACGAUCGAUCCAUCAGUGAAGCAAUUAAGAUAACCAAACGGAAACCACCAUCCCCAGAACUUAUACCCAGGAGAGAAGCAGGAGCAAAACAUGCAGCUUUAACCAAUGGUAAAUGGAGUGGUCCUUCACAUGACCCUCAAGACCUGAAUUUUGGCAUGCCAUCACCAAAAUCACCUGACUUCGAUGAUAUGGAGGAAGAUAAUCAAACUGACAUGUUGGACUUGGAUCGAAGCAAUCGGCGAAGACAGAAGCCUAAACGGUAUUCGGAGAAAGAGUUUGUUGAAGCACUGUCGGAUAAUGAGGCUGACUAUGACAGCGAUGAUGAUAUUGUUGGAGAAGCCGUGUAUGAUGAAGAGUAUCUCCAGAAACGUAAGCAGAGAAAGAAGGCUUCUAGUAGCUCUGGGUCUGAAGGAGAUGAAGAAUAUCAUUGGGAUGAAGAUAAUGUUGAAGAUGAAGAAGACGAUGACGAAGAUUCCUUGAGUGCCAGUGAGGAUAGUGACAAGCCUCGUAAAAUCAAGCAACUGCCAGGCCGUACUAGGAAGGAAACUAAACUCAGGUCUGUGGGUGAGAUUCAAUCAGGUCUAAGACGCAGUAAGAGGGCAACAACAAAAAGCCGUAUAAAUUAUCGAAGGUACGAGAUAUCUGAUUCAGAAACAGAGUUCAUUAAAUCCGACAAGUCCAAUGCAUCAGACGAUCACUCAGAUCCUACUGAGAAUGGGGAGUAUAUGAUGGAAAGUGAAGACUCCGACAGCAAUGACGAGGAAGAACAAGAAACCAAAGCAGUUGAGCCUGUUACUUACCCUGCAGAAGAAAACAACCAAUCUCCUGCUGUAGGGGAGAAUGAACAAAACCAAAACCAGCCUCCUGAAAAAGCCAGUAGCCCAGGUCAGGAAGUUGAGGGCACUGCAAAGCGACGCUUCCUUGAUUUGAAUGAGCUUGCCCCUAGCUCAGGUUUUGAUGAUGGUCCAAAUACAACAACACUGAAAGAUGAAGGCAAUGAUGAUAACUGAAGCUACCCCUUUUGCUUGAAAGCAAUCAAGGAAGCCAAGAGACAUGUAUGAUAAUAGAAAUAUAAAUUUUGUUAUGUGCCUCAGGAAGUUUCGGCUAGAUCUCUUCCUAUGGCAAUCUAAGCAUCCCUUGGUGCAUGAGUUUGCCACCAGAAGCAGCAGCAUAUGAGUUAUGUAGAUUAGGUAGUCAUUUUUUAGUAUUUAGUAUUUCUACAUCAAAAGGGUCCACGGAAAAUGAAUGAGAAUUUAUUCUUGGGCGUUAUUUGGCCCAUGCAAUCGGUGUACAAUAACUGUUAACAAGUACUGUAACUUUAAAUAGAUAUGGCUUUUGAUUAUCAAGCCCUGUAGUUCUUUUUUUUCUUUCUGUCUUCAUGGACUCUCGAUAGUGAUCAGCUUUUGAGCAAAAUAGGGUUGACCGUGUUUCUUUGUUCAUCUGAUCAGAUAAAAAAAUGGUCUCACUUUUGAUUUCUCUACA